GAAUUUUGCCAGUCGGUCGGCCAGGUGCUCUCGCUCGUCGGCGGCGCAUAAUCUUUUUCUCGGUGGGUUCAUCCUCCGCCCCACUCGUUCCCAUCUCGAUCUGAUCCUUUAGCAAUGAAUCGUGUGCUACAAACGCGCUUCUUCUCUCUCGCCAAUGUGUCCUUUUUGAAAGCCGCUUCGCUCUUUGCCGAUGGAUGUUCAGGUCAUGGAGUUGUCAAACUGCAACAAGGCCAUGUUAGCCUACCAUCUAAUAGGAGAGUUGUCUGUGGAUUUAGUUCUUGUUCUUUGUCCCAAGAUUUAGCUAGCAAGAAAUGUGCGCCAUGUAAUGCAAAGGAUUUACAAGCAAUGUCUGAGCAAUCAGCUAAUGAACUACUUGCACAGGUUCAGGGAUGGGGAUUGCUAACUGAAGGAGGUAUUCUGAAGUUACACCGAUCAUGGAAAGUGAAGAGCUUUACAAAAGGAUUGGAGUUCUUUAAACUUGUAGCAGAAAUUGCUGAGGCAGAAGGUCAUCAUCCUGAUCUUCAUCUGGUUGGUUGGAAUAAUGUCAAAAUUGACUUGUGGACUCAUUCAGUUGGAGGGCUUACUGAGAACGACUUUAUUCUCGCUGCAAAGAUCAAUUCCCUCAAGAUUGAACAUCUUCUGAGGAGAAAAACCGCGCGUUGAAUGCUACACGCAUGCCUCACGGUCUGUUCUUCAUGUAUCUUUCAUAUCUGUAGUCUCUUAAAAACUUUUGCCCCAAUGCUUGUAGUUUGCAUAUUUUUCAUGGUCGGACGAGUUACGAAACCGAUUGGAAGAGUAUGCGUAUUCAUAAUCGAUCACAUCGCCUACCCCCUACUUCACCAUAUUUAUGUGGAAGUUGUACAAUGUUUUCACUCUUUAUCCAAUAUUGUGCUACCUUCUAUCA
Molecule: messenger RNA, 904 nt
Organism: Zingiber officinale
Lineage: Eukaryota; Viridiplantae; Streptophyta; Magnoliopsida; Zingiberales; Zingiberaceae
Product: pterin-4-alpha-carbinolamine dehydratase 2, mitochondrial-like
Exons: 7
Coding region: 115-663 (182 amino acids)
Biological process (GO): tetrahydrobiopterin biosynthetic process
Cellular component (GO): mitochondrion
Molecular function (GO): 4-alpha-hydroxytetrahydrobiopterin dehydratase activity
Source: RefSeq, a predicted model, not a curated record